UGCGGGGCCUGGGUAGUUCUGCUUGGCCGCUGGGCAGACUGACCUUCUGCGCCGCCGUCAAGCUCCGACGGGUUCCGCACCUUCCCAGGUAGAGAGACGUGCGGGGUGGGGCCGCGGGCCAGCGGAAAGACCCAGAAGGCCUGGCUGGGGACGCCACACCUGCGCGCGCGGGGGCGCAAGGUGCGCACGCGCUCUGCCGGCCCGCUGGGCGGUGGCUCCGGGACGUUGCGCAGCGGGCUGGCGAGCAGGGCGCGCUCGCUCGCGGUGGCGUAAUCCCCCAGCGUUUCUGUGUCUCCUGCCCUCCGCUUGUUGGGGCGGGUCAGGAGAAUGGCUUCGGAGAUGGAGUCGUCGCUGGAGGCAAGCUUUUCGUCCAGCGGUGCGGUGUCAGGGGCUUCAGUGUUUCUGCCUCCGGCUCGCUCCCGCAUCUUCAAGAUAAUCGUGAUCGGCGACUCCAAUGUGGGCAAGACAUGCCUGACCUACCGCUUCUGCGCUGGCCGCUUCCCCGACCGCACCGAGGCUACCAUCGGGGUGGAUUUCCGAGAACGGGCGGUGGAGAUUGAUGGGGAGCGCAUCAAGAUCCAGUUAUGGGACACAGCAGGACAAGAACGCUUCAGAAAGAGCAUGGUACAGCACUACUACAGAAAUGUACAUGCUGUCGUCUUUGUGUAUGAUAUGACCAACAUGGCUAGUUUUCAUAGCCUGCCAUCUUGGAUAGAAGAAUGCAAGCAGCAUUUGCUAGCCAUUGAUAUACCACGGAUUCUUGUUGGAAAUAAAUGUGACUUGAGAAGUGCCAUUCAAGUGCCUACAGACUUGGCACAAAAAUUUGCUGACACACACAGUAUGCCUUUGUUUGAAACCUCCGCUAAGAACCCCAAUGAUAAUGACCAUGUGGAAGCUAUAUUUAUGACCUUGGCUCAUAAACUGAAAAGCCACAAACCAUUAAUGCUCAGUCAACCCCCUGGUAAUGGAAUUACCCUGAAGCCUGAACCAAAGCCUGCAAUGACAUGCUGGUGCUAAAUAACAGUCUUUAUGAUAUCAGUAAAGAAAUACUUUUGAAAUAUGACAGUGAUAAGUUGUAAGAUUUAAUCUCAAGUAUAAUGGAUCAUCCUGACACUUUGCUAUUUAUCAUUGUCAUGCUCACAUUUGUAUCUUUUUUUUUAAGGUAUUAUUGAUAUAUACUCUUACGAAGGUUUCACAUGAAAAAACAAUGUGGUUACUA
Molecule: messenger RNA, 1219 nt
Organism: Manis javanica (Malayan pangolin)
Lineage: Eukaryota; Metazoa; Chordata; Mammalia; Pholidota; Manidae
Gene: RAB33B
Product: RAB33B, member RAS oncogene family
Biological process (GO): Rab protein signal transduction
Molecular function (GO): GTPase activity; GTP binding
Source: RefSeq, a predicted model, not a curated record